This is a messenger RNA of Octopus bimaculoides (California two-spot octopus), 1079 nucleotides long. RefSeq names its product suppressor of fused homolog. Gene Ontology annotation, cellular component: nucleus; cytoplasm. The record is from RefSeq and is a predicted model, not a curated record. Gene Ontology annotation, molecular function: transcription factor binding. Lineage: Eukaryota; Metazoa; Mollusca; Cephalopoda; Octopoda; Octopodidae.
CAGGCAAAAUGCCUCGGGAUAUUUCUUCCGGCUCUUCACGUUCUGAGUUCAAAUCCUCUGGAGGUCAACUUUGUCUUUCAUCCUUUUGGGUUUGAUAGAAUAAAAUGCUAGUACUGUGGUCGAUAGUUUCAACUAAAACCCCUCUCCAAAAUUUGGCCUUGUGCCUAAAUUAGAAACGAUUAUCUUCGUCAUCUUACGCUAAUACAUGAAGCAACAACAGUGGCCAGCGGAAGUGACGUGCAGAGAAGGUGUUGUGUGUAUUAAGCUCCAGUAAGCUUACGUUCCAUCUCUAUUUAUCCUCCUUUAUAAAGAGAGAUCGAACCUCAGAAAAACAACAGAAUAUACGUAUAUAUAUAUAUACAUAUUAUAUAUGUAUGUUUAUAGUAGGAGAGAUGGAGCAACGAACUAACACAGCUGAAAUGGAUACUGAGAAAGAUAAUGUGGAUAACAGAUGUGUCUUAGAUCCACAUUAUGAUGGACUGUUGGCAAUUGAUACGGCGUGUAGCCAGCUUUACCCAGACCAGCCAUCUCCUUUGCAAGCUGCUGCCUUGCAGAAGUUUUGGUUGGGAGGACCAGAUCCACUGGAUUAUAUCAGUAUCUACAGUAACAAUGGCAAACCUGAAGAUAACACCAUACCAGCACACUGGCAUUACAUAACCUAUGGUUUCUCUGACCUUUAUGGAGAUAACAGAGUACAUCAAUUUACAGGCCCAGGAAAACUGAGUGGAUUUGGAUUUGAACUUACUCUCAGGCUGAAGAAGAAAGGCAAUGAGGGUAACCCUCCAAUGUGGCCGGCUGCACUACUCAAUAAAUUGGCAACUUACGUCUUUCAAACAGGAAACAUUCUAGAUGUUGGAGACCAUAUACCCUGGCACAAAUCUGUGGAUGAUGACCCUAGAAGCAAAAGUACCAUUCGACACAUGUUGAUCACUGAAGACCCUGAAUUGACUUUGCUUAACACACAAUAUGGAACCCUGGAAUUCCGACAAGUAUUGGGUGUGACAGAUGAUGAAAUGAAAUCUGCCCAACACUGGCAAGGUGCUGGAAUUCUAGAAUUGCUCAAAGAAUCAAAAGGGUGA